AUGCUUGCAAAUGCUAUCUCCUUCAAUCACUUACCGGGAACAGAUGAUGCCAUACUUCCUUUCCAUGCAACAGCUCUCAACAUCAUGCACAUCCUUAAAAGCUACAGUGUCAACUGUAAAGACGUGGGCACCGUGGCCGAAGACAUGCGGACGUUCUUGCCCAGAAUCAUGUCGUACAUUGAAAAGCAAGAGCCAAUCCGCAUGGUUCUGCCUGCAUUCCCAUUCAAGUCACCCAAUUAUCAAGACAAAACCCUCGGUGUUCUUCCAGACCUAGCAGAAGAACUAGCCCUGCAUCAUCUCAAUGGCCUGUGCCUGAAUAUCAGCCGGGUGUAUAAGCAUGGUGCUGAGGUUCACAUCACAUCUAAUGGAUUAGUAUACAACAAGCUGACCAUCCACUUCAGAGAUCCCUCCUUCUCCCCAGACGCCGCAAUCAAGACUGAUAUAAAUAUCUGUCUAACAUAUCGCGGAUACAUUAAGUUCCUUACCAAAGAUCUGGCCCAAAAGGUGGUAUCUAAAAGCAAACGGGCUCAAGCUACCGAAAUCGCGCAGACCGCACGAAGUAUGAUUGUUCAAGGUCAGAUGUUCGCCGCGGCCAUCCAGGCCCAGCGAGGCAACUACGUUCAGCUCUCCAUUCACGAGUCAGCCAAGGGUCGCAAGCUCUCCGUGCCCUUGAUUCCACAGAAGCAGGGCAUCAUUAGUCACACACCCUGGCAUUCGUGCGUUGCAGUAGGUGUCAACAGCUUUUACCGGGCUACACAUGUCAAUCAGGUCCGCGACACCCAUGAUCUCGCCGAAAACGGCCUACAAAUUCAAUUCGAACAUCUCUACCCCUGUGGGCUCAUCAUCCGCCCAUUCAGUAAUACUAGCCAGUCACCUUCCCUCCGCAGCCUCCCCAUGCGCAAGAUCCGACAACUAUCAUGCCACAUGUCCCCAGUCAUCUGCUGUGGAUUUUCCGACACCAACAACAAAGACAUAUUCGUAGACAAAGCCGCCGAGCUAGGCAAAGUCACUGCCUGGAGCCAGGACAUCAUCGUCAAAGUCCGAGACUCCAAACGUCAAGACAAGAACAACAACAACAUCAAAUCCAACGAGGCCAUGCCCAUGCACUUCGACGGCAUGUUUCGACUAGAAUAUAAAACCGACCCCACGACCGGCGAAACCAAUCGCGGCAUGGAUAAUGACGGGUUCUGGGAUACCAAGAUAUACAAUCUCCCACUGGUGAUUCCUUACCCGCAUCAGCCCUGGACAGUCAACGAGACUAAGUUCAGCACUUGCAAUGUGACCAUUCAUAAUGAUAAUGCUAGUCUGAUUCCCCAGAUUGAUGAUCUGACAUAUAAUUAUCGUGAUGUGCUUAUUAAUGAUAAUAUCUCGAUACUUCAUACCCGGACGGUAUAUACUAGUGAUUGUGAUUGA
Messenger RNA from Aspergillus sclerotioniger CBS 115572, 1413 nucleotides. It is a transcript of the gene xanB, whose product is annotated as isocyanide synthase xanB. The transcript is spliced from 8 exons. The coding region runs from base 1 to 1413 and encodes 470 amino acids. Lineage: Eukaryota; Fungi; Ascomycota; Eurotiomycetes; Eurotiales; Aspergillaceae. The record is from RefSeq and is a predicted model, not a curated record.